UACUCAAAUUACACGGCCUGAUAUCUUGCCAUAGCAAGGACAAAAAUGCAAGGCCAUUGAAUUUUCCCGCGGUGCUCUUCGAAAUUUUGAUUUUCUUCCUUCAAAAUUGUUCAUUGGCCUUACUUUAUGGCAUAAACUUGUAGAUAAAAGUCUAGCGAUCAUUUCAAGAGUUUAUUGGCUGAAAUUGGUCCUUUUUUCGCCGAGAAAUCAAAGUUUAUAAAUUGGUGCGAUCGGCGGUUGUUUUGUUUAUCACGCGCUCGUCUUCGUUCGAAAAUUUUAGCUCUUAAAUCUAUCGUGGAUUAUCUAUAUUUGGUAUCUACGUGUUCCUGGUACUCUCCUCUACAUUUCUACAAAAUUUUUGGAGUCGAAUUGUAUACAUUUUUUCUUUUAUUUACGAAAAUCUUCAAACCCAUAAUUAUAGCGAUGGUGCUUCCUAUUUUCAACGGUGUCCUUCCUACUCCAACUACGCCUAAGAAAAUUUUAUCAAAUUCAAACGAUUUCAUUGGUAAAUCAUACUAUCCCUUACCUUUUCAAGCUUCCUCAUUAAUUGGAAAUCUUGGUAUUGGUUCUUCUCCAUCCUGGGACAUCAAUAUAAACAAUAAAUCGAUCAAACUUAAAAUAGAAUGGUAUGUUGAAAAGAACAAUAACAGUUCUCAUGAAUUCCCAAAAUCUCUACUUAACAUACUAUCAGCCUACAACCUUGUACAACCUACCUGGUCCUCCUCCUUUGCUGAAGAGAAACUGUCUUUCAAGUUUGAAUGGAAACUACUCUCUGAUGCUACUAACCAACCUGAACAAGUUAAAACUCCAUCUACUAACUUACCUUUACAUACUCCUGACUUUGGCUAUACAUCAACAUCUAAAUCGAUGGAGAAGAACCAAUACCAAGAUUUCCAAUUAAUGAGGAAGCUUGAAAAGGUAAGGGAUAGUAUGAUUUACCAAUGAAAUCGU
Molecule: messenger RNA, 951 nt
Organism: Xenia sp. Carnegie-2017
Lineage: Eukaryota; Metazoa; Cnidaria; Anthozoa; Malacalcyonacea; Xeniidae
Exons: 2
Coding region: 424-945 (173 amino acids)
Source: RefSeq, a predicted model, not a curated record